AUGGACGACGAAACCAUCGGAUCAUUCAUGACCAUCACCUCCGCCACCCCGCAACAAGCCCAAAGCUACCUCCAGAUCGCCGACGGCAACCUCGAGCAAGCCAUCCAGCUCUUCUUCGACAGCCCCGGCCUCGACGUUGCCGGAGCCCAACCCACCACCGCGCCUACUGCGCCCGCACCGCCCGCGCCGUCGCACCCUAGCGCCCCGUACACCGAGGACGACGAUGGCAUAAUCCACAUUGACUCGGACGACGAGACUCCGGAAGCGGGUACGCCGCAGCCGCAGCAGCCCGCACCGACGCAGCAGACGUAUCAGCCGGAUGCGAUGUUUGAGGACGAUGAGGCGUUGGCGAGACGGUUGCAGGAGGAGAUGUACGCGGGCGGGGAUAUGUCGGCCGGAGUGGAUGCGGAGGGGGUGAGGGCUCCGUUGGCGAGGACGAGAGAGACGUUGGUGGGGCCGGAUGCGGAGUACGGGGGGGAGGAUGGCAUUCAGGCGUCGAUUGCACAGCAGCUGAUGGAGCGGGAGAGGAGAAGAGCGGCGGGUCGCCCUGGUAUCUUCAAUCAACGCGAAUCUCAACCUACCAUUUGGGAAGACAACGAUCCUGUCACCUCACAGCGAGAAUUGGCUCGUGCCACCGGAGGCGCGUCCGACGCUUCAUCGAAAUCCAGCCACCUCGCCAAUCUGUUCCGCCCGCCCUUCGAACUGCUCACCAACCUGUCCUGGGAAGAAGCCCGCGAGGAAGGCAAGGACCAAGAAAAAUGGCUCCUCGUCAACAUCCAAGAGCCGUCCGUCUUCGACUGCCAAGUCCUCAAUCGCGACAUCUGGAAAGACAAGGGCAUCGUCGAAGCCGUCCGCGAGAAUUUCAUCUUCCUGCAAUACACCAACAACGACCCCCGCGCCAUGCCCUACGUCCAAUACUACUUCCACACCCACGAAUCCCCCGACGCAUACCCGCACAUCGCCAUCGUCGACCCCCGCACCGGCGAGCAAGUCAAAGUCUGGUCCGGUCCCCCCGGCCCCAAACCUGCCGACUUCCUCACCGACCUCCAUGAGUUCCUCGACCGCUACAGCCUCAACGUCCACGCCCGCAACCCCGUCGCAACCCGCAAGCCCGCACCCCGCCGCGAGACCCAAGUCGAGCGCAUGACUGAGGACGAAAUGCUCGAAAUGGCCGUCCGCAACUCCCUCGCCGCCGACCACGGCUCCGCGUCUCGCGCCCUCGACCCUGACGCGCUGACCAAGAGCGACGGUUCCACCCCCUCCAGCGACGACUCCGCCCUGCGCAUCGACAAGGGCAAGGCCCGCGCAUCCACCCCCUCCACCCCCGCCGAGGCGAAUGGCCUCGCGCCCUUCGCACCCGACGCACGCCAACCCUCCCCCUCCCCAGCACCCCCCUCCCUCUUCUCCACGAUCCGCUCCGACGCACCACACACCGAACCGGCCGCGGAUCCCGCCACCACGACGCGCAUCCAGUUCCGACAUCCGUCCGGGCGGGUGAUCCGACGGUUCGGGCUCGAGGAGCCGGUGGGGCGGAUCUACGAGUGGUUGAAAGCGGAGCCGGAGGCGAUUGGGGGGCGGGACGGGGAGGGGAGGGCGAGAGAGUUUGAGUUGGUGAGCAUGGGGAGGAAUUUGAUGGGAGAGGGAAGGGUGGGGUUGGAGGGGAGUGUGAGGGAGGCGGGGUUGAUGAAUGGGACGGUGAUGGUGGAGUUUGUGGGGUAG
Molecule: messenger RNA, 1719 nt
Organism: Eremomyces bilateralis CBS 781.70
Lineage: Eukaryota; Fungi; Ascomycota; Dothideomycetes; Eremomycetales; Eremomycetaceae
Exons: 2
Coding region: 1-1719 (572 amino acids)
Biological process (GO): proteasome-mediated ubiquitin-dependent protein catabolic process
Cellular component (GO): nucleus
Molecular function (GO): ubiquitin binding
Source: RefSeq, a predicted model, not a curated record